UGAAUAAAGCUAAGGGGCAUUUCUGCACGUUACAAAAUCUUCAGAAUUCAUCUUCAGUAGCAUGGCCAAGGAAGGAGGUUCUAAAAUGAAGACAAUUCUCCAGAGUGAGGCCCUCCAGAAGUACAUCUUGAAUACUAGCACAUACCCAAGAGAGCAUGAACAACUGAAGGAGCUAAGAGAAGAGACUGCCAGCAAAUAUGGUGCCAGGGCUUUUAUGGGUGUGCCACCUGAUGAGGGGCUCUUCCUGUCCAUGUUUUUGAAAGUAAUGAAUGCCAAGAAGACACUGGAGAUUGGUGUUUUUACUGGCUAUUCUCUUCUUACUACUGCUCUUGCACUUCCUGAUGAUGGCCAGAUAGUUGCAAUAGACCCUGAUCAAGGAGCAUUUGAAGUUGGUCUGAAAUUCAUCAAGAAAGCUGGUGUGGAGAACAAAAUCAAAUUCAUCAAAUCAGAUGGCAUUUCUGCUCUAAAUGAUUUGUUGAACAAUGAAGCCAGUGAAGCAACAUUCGACUUUGCAUUUGUGGAUGCAGACAAGCCAAGCUACAUCCAGUACCAUGAACAACUAAUCAAGCUGGUGAAGAUUGGAGGAAUUAUCGCUUAUGAUAAUACUCUAUACGGUGGAUAUGUUGUCAGUGAAGAAAUUGAAAUGCACGAAAGAUCCACUGUCAACAGAAAAGCCAUCAUACAAUUCAACAACUAUGUAGCCUCGGAUCCGCGAGUUGAGAUCUCUCAGGUUCCUAUAGGAGAUGGUGUUACAUUGUGUAGGCGCAUCAUCGCCUAGCUGACAUGACAUUUUACAUGAAUUUUAUUAGUAGUGCAAUUGCUACAGCUUACUUGGAUGGUUUGCUUGGUCAUAAUUACUUGAUGUUGUCCCAAUAGCAUUGGGCAUAAGAAAGAUUUCUUCUCUGAACAACUUUCUUCCUUUUUUUUUUCUGCAUUCAUGCCUCUACAUUAGGAAGCUACCAUUAGACCAUAUCAGAAGAAUACUUCCGUGUGAGGUUAAUGAGUGGUGAAUUAGAUCACCUUUGUCGUAGUUCAAAUGUUGAUACUAGGCAGGGUAUAGCUAGCGCCAGCCCAAAAGGAGUUUGGUUGCUCGUGCACUAGCCUCCAAAAUUUAGAAAGGACUUGGGUCACUUGUAUUAGUUGUCUGCAUUAUUAUGUUAGAUAAUAUCAGAAAUCUAUCCUGAGGUUUC
This is a messenger RNA of Coffea eugenioides, 1190 nucleotides long. Its product is annotated as putative caffeoyl-CoA O-methyltransferase At1g67980. The record is from RefSeq and is a predicted model, not a curated record. The transcript has 5 exons. NCBI's taxonomy places the organism in Eukaryota, Viridiplantae, Streptophyta, Magnoliopsida, Gentianales, Rubiaceae. Gene Ontology annotation, molecular function: S-adenosylmethionine-dependent methyltransferase activity; O-methyltransferase activity. The coding region runs from base 62 to 778 and encodes 238 amino acids.